AAAGAGUAACAACAUAUUUUGUAUGAAAUUUAAAAAUAAUUUCAUGUUGUUUAUAUGGAAGAAAAGCUGCUUAAUAGCAGAUUUACUAUCUGAUAGCAGUUAAUAGUUUAAUAGUGAAGCGAUUAACGUUGUAAGCGCGGGAAUUGUUCAAGUUUAAUCAUACAUUUGUCUCUAAAAAAUUAAUGUAAAGUAUUUCAAUUUGUUACGUCGAUUAAUAGAAAUACUAUAAUAUUAAAUAAGCAACAAAAAUGUACUAAUAGAUAUAUAUACAAUAAAUUAUAAUACAGCUUCAAGAAAUAAAUGGAGAUGGAAACAAAAUAUAUGAAACAUGUACUAACUCUAGAAGAGAUUAUAAUAAGCAUUAUGCCUCGAUAUCUGAGACAUAUUAAAUUAAAAUAUUAUUUUAAAAAUUUUUGGAACCUUUAAAUCUUUUGAAGAUCGUAAAUAGGAAAUAUAUAAAUUGAUUAUUAUCAUAAAAGCAUUUGUUUUUAAAUGUGUGUAGUUAUUUUGUACAUAUUUUUUAAAUCACCAGCUCUAGAACAUGCAAAAAUUGGAAAUUUCUUACCUUAAACGUAAGGAACUAGGUCAAGUUAACACAAAGGUAGGUUAAUAAAGAGAAAUUAUCUUGAUAACGUGUGUGCGAUACUCAAUUACGUCAAAUACAAUGCAAUCAUCAACGAUACAAGUAAUGCCUUAGGGAGAAAGAGAAAUGGAUGACUUCCUUAAGUCAUGAUUGUGUUGAGUGAUAUACAAGAAACAUGAAAACUAGUGCAGUAUGUACAUCCAAGCAGCUGUAAAGCUGGCAUGAGGAUAAUCAGUUCAGACAUAAAAAUGAGAAAAUAAAACACUUGAAAUGCUAUAUAUUAGUAGAAAAAUUAGAAUAUGCAAGUCAAAUAGUAUAACAAUGAUCUCAUAAUACCAGCAUUAAAAAAUAAAUACUGAACAAUAUCACAAUCUAACCAUAUUGAUGUCAAUGUAACGAACUAUGUUUUAUAUCAAUUAGAAAACAUAACAUAUAAUGAUUAAAUUAAAUCGAUAGCUUUAUAUAAAGAAAACGAAGAUAGAAACAGAUAUCUUAGUAUGCAAACUGCAACAGUAGAAAAAAGGCGAACUAGAUAUCAGAAAAAAGCUAACCAUGAAGAAAAGCAGAAAUAUAAGAAUAAAAUUAUUAGUAAAGCUGAUAAAAAGAUCGAACUCGAUAAGAGAAAAGUGGAAGCCCCGAAAAAACCUAGAAAGGUAUUUGAAGAUGUAGAAAUAGCAUUUAUCUCUGCUAUAGAUCCUUAUGACGCUCCUUUGCAAUGGUGGGAAACAGAACACGUAAGAUAUGCAAUAAAUUAUCCACCGGUAAAAUCCCGAUUAGAAAAAGUGAUGGGAACUCAUAUCGUACGACUAACCGAUCGCAAAUACAUGUUGCUCCUUAUGUCCAAGCUCUUACAGGAUCAUAUGGAGCAACAAGAAACGCGUAUCGAGAAGAGAAAGCUGCCAUUACCAUCGAAUAUAUCUCGCUUAUUGAAAAUAUCUUAUAAAAUGCUUUCCGAAAAGAUGCACGAUCCUAGAUAUCUUAAAUUAAAACUUUAUGUGUGAAAAAUUGUAAUUAUCAUGUAUUUAAAAUUAAAUUAAAAUUGUAAAAUUGUAUAUAAUAUAGAAGAUAAUAGAAUAUUGAAAGUACUAAAUAUUGUGCCACCAUA
Molecule: messenger RNA, 1688 nt
Organism: Bombus huntii
Lineage: Eukaryota; Metazoa; Arthropoda; Insecta; Hymenoptera; Apidae
Exons: 3
Coding region: 1081-1584 (167 amino acids)
Source: RefSeq, a predicted model, not a curated record